Rosa chinensis is the source of this 772-nucleotide messenger RNA. Its product is annotated as UPF0678 fatty acid-binding protein-like protein At1g79260. The record is from RefSeq and is a predicted model, not a curated record. The coding region runs from base 131 to 619 and encodes 162 amino acids. The transcript has 4 exons. Lineage: Eukaryota; Viridiplantae; Streptophyta; Magnoliopsida; Rosales; Rosaceae.
UUGAAGGCCUUACUGAAAACAGAAAGAUAACGACCAGUAGUGUUGAGGUGAGCAAGGAGCAGCAGAGCCAAGACAAAACACGAAGACGAGAGUUUCAAAGCGCGCGGCAGAGAAAUAGGGAGAGAAGAGCAUGGCGGAUGACGGCACUAAACCAUCGCCGGCGGUCCACCCGGCGAUUGCGCCACUGUCUUACCUUCUGGGUUCAUGGAAAGGCCAAGGCGAAGGCGGCUUCCCCACCAUCAACUCCUUCUCAUACGGCGAACAACUCCAUUUCUCUCACUCCGGCAAGCCGGUGAUAGCUUACACUCAGAAGACUUGGAAAUUGAACUCCGGCGAGCCUAUGCACGCUGAGAGUGGCUUUUGGCGGCCCAAGCCUGAUGGGACCAUCGAGGUUGUCAUCGCUCAAAGCACUGGUCUUGUUGAAGUUCAGAAAGGGACGUACAAUGCAGAAGAACAAGUGAUAAACCUUCAAACUGAGCUAGUGGGAAAUGCAUCAAAGGUAAAAGAGAUAACCAGAGUUUUUAGGUUGGUUGACGGAGAACUGUCUUAUGAAGUUCAGAUGGCUACAAAUCUCAACAGUCUUCAACCACAUCUAAAAGCCUCGCUCAAGAGAGUCUGAAGCAAUAUGUAUUAGAUAAAGUGAAAUUUACAAGUUAGCGUCAAAAUUUGUAGUCAUAGAUCAUUGCUCUUGCUGCAGCUACAUUUCCCCCAGAUUGUAUCAAGGACCAAAGUGGAUACCAAAGGUUCAAAUAAUGAAGAACAGUUUCAUUUC